Molecule: messenger RNA, 4230 nt
Organism: Equus caballus (horse)
Lineage: Eukaryota; Metazoa; Chordata; Mammalia; Perissodactyla; Equidae
Gene: BRSK2
Product: BR serine/threonine kinase 2
Biological process (GO): intracellular signal transduction; protein phosphorylation; microtubule cytoskeleton organization
Cellular component (GO): cytoplasm
Molecular function (GO): ATP binding; tau-protein kinase activity; protein serine/threonine kinase activity
Source: RefSeq, a predicted model, not a curated record
CGGAGCCCGGAGCCGCCGACCCGGGCCAGCGGCGGGCGGACGGACGGACGGACGCGGACGCGCGGCCCCUCCCUGCCGCCGCCGCCCGCCGGGGCGCCCACCCUGCCGGCGCGGCCCGGAGCGAUGACAUCGACGGGGAAGGACGGCGGGGCGCAGCACGCGCAGUAUGUGGGGCCCUACCGGCUGGAGAAGACGCUGGGCAAGGGGCAGACAGGCCUCGUGAAGCUGGGGGUUCACUGUGUCACGUGCCAGAAGGUGGCCAUCAAAAUCGUCAACCGGGAGAAGCUCAGCGAGUCUGUGCUGAUGAAGGUAGAGCGGGAGAUUGCCAUCCUGAAGCUCAUCGAGCACCCUCACGUCCUAAAGCUGCACGACGUUUAUGAAAACAAAAAAUAUUUAUACCUGGUGCUAGAACACGUGUCUGGAGGUGAGCUCUUCGACUACCUGGUCAAAAAGGGGAGGCUGACCCCCAAAGAGGCGCGCAAGUUCUUCCGGCAGAUCAUCUCGGCGCUAGACUUCUGCCACAGCCACUCCAUAUGCCACAGGGACCUGAAACCAGAGAACUUGCUGCUGGACGAGAAGAACAACAUCCGCAUCGCGGACUUCGGGAUGGCCUCCCUGCAGGUGGGCGACAGCCUGCUGGAGACCAGCUGUGGGUCGCCCCACUAUGCCUGCCCCGAGGUGAUCCGGGGGGAGAAGUAUGACGGCCGUAAGGCGGACGUGUGGAGCUGCGGGGUGAUCCUGUUCGCCUUGCUGGUGGGGGCGCUGCCCUUCGACGACGACAACCUGCGGCAGCUGCUGGAGAAGGUGAAGCGGGGCGUGUUCCACAUGCCGCACUUCAUCCCGCCCGACUGCCAGAGCCUGCUGCGUGGCAUGAUCGAGGUGGACGCCGCGCGGCGCCUCACGCUAGAGCACAUUCAGAAACACACAUGGUAUAUAGGGGGCAAGAACGAGCCGGAGCCUGAGCAGCCCAUUCCCCGCAAGGUGCAGAUCCGCUCACUGCCCAGCCUGGAGGACAUCGACCCUGAUGUGCUGGAUAGCAUGCACUCGCUGGGCUGCUUCCGCGACCGCAACAAGCUGCUGCAGGACCUGCUGUCCGAGGAGGAGAACCAGGAGAAGAUGAUCUACUUCCUCCUCCUGGACCGGAAGGAGAGGUACCCAAGCCACGAGGACGAGGACCUGCCCCCAAGGAAUGAAAUAGACCCUCCCCGGAAGCGUGUGGACUCCCCGAUGCUGAACCGGCACGGCAAGCGACGGCCAGAGCGCAAGUCCAUGGAGGUGCUCAGCGUGACGGACGGUGGCUCCCCGGUGCCCGCACGGAGGGCCAUCGAGAUGGCUCAGCACGGCCAGAGUAAAGCAAUGUUCAGUAAAAGCCUGGAUAUCGCUGAAGCCCACCCCCAAUUCAGCAAAGAAGACAGGUCUAGGUCCAUCAGCGGCGCCUCCUCAGGCCUCUCCACCAGCCCUCUCAGCAGCCCUCGGGUGACCCCUCACCCCUCUCCAAGGGGCAGUCCCCUCCCCACCCCCAAGGGGACGCCCGUGCACACGCCCAAGGAGAGCCCAGCCGGCACGCCCAACCCCACGCCGCCGUCCAGUCCCAGCGUUGGAGGGGUGCCCUGGAGGACACGGCUCAACUCCAUCAAGAACAGCUUCCUGGGGUCGCCCCGCUUCCACCGCCGGAAACUGCAAGUUCCAACGCCAGAGGAGAUGUCCAACCUAACCCCGGAGUCGUCCCCAGAGCUCGCCAAGAAGUCCUGGUUUGGGAACUUCAUCAACCUGGAGAAGGAGGAGCAGAUCUUCGUGGUCAUCAAGGACAAGCCGCUGAGCUCCAUCAAAGCAGACAUCGUCCACGCCUUCCUGUCGAUCCCCAGCCUCAGCCACAGCGUCAUCUCCCAAACCAGCUUCCGGGCUGAGUACAAGGCAACGGGGGGCCCAGCGGUGUUCCAGAAGCCAGUCAAGUUCCAGGUGGACAUCACCUACACUGAGGGGGGUGCAGCACAGAAGGAGAAUGGCAUCUACUCUGUCACGUUCACGCUUCUGUCAGGCCCUAGCCGCCGCUUCAAGAGGGUCGUGGAGACUAUUCAGACCCAGCUGCUGAGCACACACGACCAGCCCUCCACCCAGCAUUUGUCAGACACCACUAACUGUAUGGAAAUGAUGACGGGGAGGCUUUCCAAAUGUGGCAGCCCAUUGAGUAACUUCUUUGACGUAAUUAAACAACUUUUUUCAGACGAGAAGAACGGGCAGGCGGCCCAGGCCCCCAGCACGCCCGCCAAGCGGAGUGCCCACAGCCCACUCGGUGACUCCGCGGCCGCUGGCCCCGGCCCUGGAGGGGACGCCGAGUACCCAACGGGCAAGGACAUGGCCAAGACGGGGCCGCCCGCCGCCCGCCGCGAGCAGCCUUAGACACAUAGCCCCUCCCCCAGCACGGCCCUGACAGUGGCCACCAAGGCCGCCUCACCGCCCACUCGCCACCCGCUGCCCGCCCUGCGUGGACCAGGGCCGCGCCCAUCUGUCCGUCUAGACUGUUGUGAAGCCGGGGAGGGAAGGAGAGGGGGACCGUGCGGCUGGGCCUGCCCGUGCCCGCUCUCUCCUUCUCUCGCUGUCUGUCUCUCUGCCUGUCUCUUACAACGUCACUGUUUCCACUCUGAUACCAGGAAUUAUCCCGAAAAGUUAACAUGUCACCUCCACGAGGCCAUCCUCUGUGCUCCGCGCUGGACACGAGCUGACCGAAGGCAGCUGCUGUGGACCUGCCCUCUCCUGCUGCUGCCUGCCGGGCGGCGAGGCCUGCCCACCCGCCGCCUCCAUCCACCUGCCUGCGGGUGGCUCUGCCCCGUUUCAGCUCCGCAUGGCCAGGGGGAGGAGGACCUGGCUCCGAGGGGAAGCCACCUCCAGCCCAGCAGAUCGGACUCGCAGUGACUAGAGCCCUCGGCAGGUCCAGCCUGCCCAGGCCACCUCCAGGGCGCAGCCUGUGGUGGGCGAAGCGGCCAUAGGCGCCCAGCCAGCCUGCCCGCAGCCUCUCCUCGGCACCUCUCCUCCCCGCCGCACCCUCUCCUCGUCCCAGCACCUUGGCGCCGCCCCCGCCACUAGUUUGCAUCCCAGUCCUCCAUGACUCACGGGGCGGGGCUGCUGCGCUCUCUCGGGCGCUGGCGUCCUUCCUGGCUGAGGUGGAGAGACCUCAGAGGCCCCAGAGCCGCCUGCCCGCCCCGGGGCCGGCCCACAUCAGUGUUAUUUAUUUGCUGUUUUAACUUAUUGAGUGUCUUUACUUCUCUGUUCAGGGAAGGGGCAGCAGCAGCGUCUUCCUGCCGUCUGUCUGUGUGUGUCCGUGUGUGUGUGUGUGUGUCUCGGGCAGGGUGGGGUCCGGGGCCGAGGGGCCAAGGACGGAGCCGUUGGAGUGCCGGGGGGCAGGCCGGUGGGUGCGGCGCCAGCAACUACUGUAAACUUUAAAGAAUUCCUGCAAGAUAUUUUUAUAAACUUCGUUUUCUUGGUUCUUUUUGGAAAAGGGUGUGUGGGAGCCGCCGGGCAGGGUGAGGCUUUGUGUUCAGGUCUUGGCUCUUGGUUCUUUCUAUAGACAUACACACAUAUAUAUAUUUAAAGACUGCGCGGUCACUCCUGCGGCUGAGGUCGUCAGGCCCAGGCCAGGGCCAUCUCUGUUCUGUGUCCGAGAGUGGGUGGCAGAGGAGGGCCCCGAGCCGGCCUCACCCACACACAGGACGGCAGGGGCACUGCAGCGGUUUUUUACUAAAAUGACAAAAAGUAAAAAAAAAAAGGAAAACAAAGGACAAAAGAGAAAGUGAGCAGCACUCUCUGCAGUGUGUUCUUGGGACACUUCAGCUGGGCCGCUUCUGCUCGAGUUUCUUCUGUGGGUGCGGCCAGCCCGGUGGCCGGGAUGCAUGCCUCGGCUUGGUCAGUCCAUUUUGCUUUGGUGUCUCCCGCUGCCCCGCCCGUUGCGGGUGGAUUUUACCGCUUCUAUUACAUUGACCCCCUCCUGCAGGCUGGGAUUUCCACACGUAAGAAAAAUUCAACACCCAUAUCAGCAACAGCCACGCCGUACAGCGGGAGGGGCUGCUCCAGAGACAGAGGACGCCGAAAGCAAUACCUCUUGUUCGCCUUCCUCUUUUGUACUUGGGACACACGCAGACAUCACGACCCGGACAAGCCCCACUCAGUGUAUUCCCUGUCCAAUAACUGUGAGCAACUUUAGUUCCGGAACAAUAAAUUCCUUCAGUAAAGACA